AUGGACCCUGUAGUUCUCGAUAAGAUAAUCGAAAGGCUAAUUGAAGUCAGAUCUUCAAAGCCCGGGAAGGCGGUGCAGCUUUCGGAGUCAGAAAUCAAGCAGCUAUGUGUUGUCUCUCGCGAUAUCUUUAUGAGACAGCAGAAUCUUCUUGAACUCGAAGCACCCAUCAAAAUUUGUGGUGACAUUCAUGGGCAAUACAGUGAUUUAUUGAGGCUUUUUGAAUAUGGGGGUUUUCCUCCAAAAGCAAAUUAUCUAUUUUUAGGUGACUAUGUAGAUCGUGGCAGACAGAGUUUGGAAACAAUAUGCCUCCUGCUUGCUUAUAAAAUUAAAUAUCCUGAGAACUUUUUUCUUCUCAGAGGAAACCAUGAAUGUGCGUCGAUUAAUAGAAUUUAUGGAUUUUAUGAUGAAUGUAAGCGCCGGUUUAAUGUGAGACUGUGGAAAGCCUUUACUGACUGUUUUAAUUGUCUUCCGGUGGCGGCUCUGAUUGAUGACAAGAUAUUGUGCAUGCAUGGGGGCCUCUCCCCUGACCUUACAAACUUAGAUCAGAUUAGAAACUUACCACGUCCAACUGCUAUUCCUGACACUGGGUUGCUCUGUGAUUUACUGUGGUCGGAUCCUGGUGAUGUCAAGGGAUGGGGUAUGAAUGACAGGGGAGUUUCAUUCACCUUUGGCUCCGAUAAGGUGUCAGAGUUCUUAGCAAAGCAUGAUUUGGACCUUGUCUGUCGUGCUCAUCAGGUUGUGGAGGAUGGUUAUGAAUUCUUUGCUGAUAGGCAGCUUGUUACCAUUUUCUCUGCCCCCAACUACUGUGGUGAAUUUGAUAAUGCCGGUGCAAUGAUGAGCGUUGAUGAAAACUUGAUGUGCUCUUUCCAAAUUCUUAAGCCAGCAGAGAAAAAGAACAAGUUCAUGAUGUCCACAAAGAUGUAG
Ilex paraguariensis (yerba mate) is the source of this 924-nucleotide messenger RNA. NCBI's taxonomy places the organism in Eukaryota, Viridiplantae, Streptophyta, Magnoliopsida, Aquifoliales, Aquifoliaceae. The record is from the annotation of a GenBank genome assembly.